AUGGCAGCCUCGAUGGCCUCGCAAGGGCCUAUCAAGGGAAUCCUGAAGAACAAGACCUCCCCGUCUUCCCCGGUAGUGGCCUCGGCUGAACAGCCCCGCCUGACCUUCAAAAAGAAGCUGAAUAAAAAGUCCCAGAAGUGGGAUGAAGUUAACAUCCUGGCAACGUAUCAUCCAGCUGACAAAGACUAUGGUUUGAUGAAAAUAGGUGAGCCAAACACUCUAUACCGCAAUCCAAUAACUUGUGACGACGAUGCUAACAGUGAUUCCGAAUGCAAUGAAAUGAUGAGUCCAGAUUUCUUAGCGAAGAAAUUAGCUGUUGAUGAUGUCUCCGAGCCAAAGGAUAUGGAACAAGAAAGUAGUGAAGAGGAAGAUAACUGCCUCUCUCCUCAAGAUCUAGAAAAGAAGCGGCAAUUUGAAAUGAAAAGGAAGCUUCACUACAACGAAGGACUGAAUAUUAAGUUAGCCAGACUGUUAAUUUCAAAUGAUGAUGACGAAGAUGAAGGAAUGUCAGAGACUGCAGACUGA
Molecule: messenger RNA, 525 nt
Organism: Apodemus sylvaticus (European woodmouse)
Lineage: Eukaryota; Metazoa; Chordata; Mammalia; Rodentia; Muridae
Product: protein phosphatase inhibitor 2-like
Exons: 1
Coding region: 1-525 (174 amino acids)
Biological process (GO): regulation of signal transduction
Molecular function (GO): protein phosphatase inhibitor activity
Source: RefSeq, a predicted model, not a curated record